This is a messenger RNA of Rhineura floridana, 5041 nucleotides long. It is a transcript of the gene MAP3K15, whose product is annotated as mitogen-activated protein kinase kinase kinase 15. The transcript is spliced from 30 exons. The record is from RefSeq and is a predicted model, not a curated record. The coding region runs from base 428 to 4516 and encodes 1362 amino acids. Gene Ontology annotation, molecular function: ATP binding; MAP kinase kinase kinase activity. Gene Ontology annotation, biological process: cellular response to stress; MAPK cascade; protein phosphorylation. Lineage: Eukaryota; Metazoa; Chordata; Lepidosauria; Squamata; Rhineuridae.
ACCCACAUCAACCGCCGACAGAAGAUGGGUUUCUCCCCGGGGGCGGGGGGUAGUGGACGACAGGUCUGCUCUUAGCGGCGGUAGCGGUCUGGCGCUACAGCAGGCAAAGAGCGCUUUGUAGAAACACAGUGUUUGGCAGGUAUCCGCCUGCGGACCGCUUAGCCAAGCGAUACAAGCUCUGUGGGAACCUUUCCGGACUUCAGCCUUGAACCGGAGGCGAGCCGAGGUGACCGGAGAUAGGCGCCACCUGGGCGUUGUUUCGCCUCCCUCCCCGAAGGCAAUUGUGAUUAGGCGGUGCGGCGGCGAAGUUUGCUUUGGCUCGACUCUCUCCAUGAGCCUUUCUUACUAGGGUCCUGAGGAGAGCUCCCUACAGCAACGCCCUAUAGAGUAAUCCCCUCCGUUUUUGCUGUGGGUCGCACCCUGUCCCAUGUACGCGCAACUAAGCCCCAUGGAGAUCCCCACGGGCAGCAGCGGCAAUACCGCUAUAGCCGCCGCCGCGAAGCAACAGGGAGUUAGCGUGGACUCUGAGCAGAUCAGCCCGCCCAACGACACCGAGGCGGCGAUGGGCGCUGCUGCCGGUUCUGGGGAAAACAAUGGCCCGGUCUUGCGCCAGCGUUCGCUCCGAGCAGUAUAUGUGCUCAACGAUAACCCAAAAGGUGGGUCGGGGGCGUGGAGUCCUGAAGCUGGAGCGCUACUGUGCCUGGUGCGAGCUUGUGAGGCCGAAGUAGCCCAGCUCACCACGGUGAACUUUGGCGAGUUGGACUUCGGCGAGACAGCCGUGCUGGACGCCUUCUACGAUGCGGAUGUUGCUGUAGUGGAUAUGAGUGAUAUUUCCAGACAACCAUCCCUAUUCUACCAUCUUGGUGUACGUGAAAGCUUUGACAUGGCCAAUAAUGUUAUACUUUACCAUGACACUGAUGCUGAUACUGCUCAGUCACUGAAGGACAUGGUGUCUCAGAAAAACACAGCUGCAGUUGCCAACCACAAAGCUUUUCUUCGAGUGCAACUACCUCCAGAAUACCAUAGUGGUGGUAUGAUGGGCAAAGCUUCAAGUGGCAAUUACUACUUCAUUCCAUACAUUGUAACACCUUGUGCUGAUUAUUUUUGCUGUGAGAGUGAUGCCCAGCGGAGAGCCUCUGAGUACAUGCAACCUAAUUGGGACACCAUCCUGGGGCCUCUCUGUGUUCCAUUGAUGGACAGGUUUAUCAGCCUUCUCAAGGACAUCCAUGUCACAUCAUGUACAUAUUAUAAGGAAACUUUGUUAAAUGACAUUAGAAAAGCUAGAGAGAAGUAUCAAGGAGAAGAGCUGGCAAAGGAGCUGACCAGGAUUAAACUUCGUAUGGAUAAUACUGAAGUCCUGACCCCUGACAUUGUAAUCAACUUACUUCUGUCAUAUCGAGAUAUCCAGGAUUAUGAUGCAAUGGUGAAGCUGGUAGAAACAUUGGAAAUGCUCCCAUGUGAUCUGGCUGAUCAGCACAAUAUCAAAUUUCACUAUGCAUUUGCACUGAAUCGAAGGAACAACACAGGCGACCGGGGGAAAGCACUGCAAGUGAUGCUGCAAAUCUUGCAGACAUGUGAUCACCCAGCACCAGACAUGUUCUGCUUGUGUGGAAGAAUCUACAAAGACAUUUUUCUUGAUUCAGACUGUAAAGACACCAGUAGUCGAGACAGAGCCAUUGAAUGGUACCGUAAAGGGUUUGAGCUCCAGUCAACUCUGUAUUCUGGAAUUAAUCUUGCACUCUUGCUGAUUGUUGCUGGACAGCAGUUUGAAACCUCCAUGGAACUAAGGAAAAUAGGUGUACGAUUGAACAGUUUGUUGGGCAGAAAAGGAAGCUUAGAAAAAAUGAACAAUUACUGGGACGUUGGGCAGUUCUUCAGUGUAAGCAUGUUGGCCAGUGACAUUGGUAAAGCAGUGCAAGCAGCAGAGAGACUGUUUAAACUGAAACCACCUAUUUGGUAUUUGAAGUCCUUAGUACAGAAUCUAAUGUUAAUUCAGCGCUUCAAGAAACUCACCAUAGAACAUUCUCCUAGACAAGAGAGAUUGAACUUCUGGUUAGAUAUCAUUUUUGAGGCAACCAAAGAAACAACAAAUGGCUUGAGAUUCCCGGUAUUAGUGAUAGAACCUACUAAGGUCUAUCAGCCUGCAUAUGUUUCAAUCAACAAUGAAGCAGAUGAAAGAACUGUUUCCCUUUGGCAUGUGUCCCCUACAGAAAUGAAACAGAUUCAUGAGUGGAAUUUUACAGCUUCUUCUAUUAGAGGAAUAAGCAUAUCUAAAUUUGAUGAACGAUGUUGUUUUCUGUAUGUCCAUGACAACUCAGAUGACUUUCAAAUCUACUUUUCUACAGAGAGUCAGUGUAGUAGAUUCUGUAGUUUGGUGAAAGAGAUUUUAACAGAUGCUGUAGGCAGUACACUGGAACUGGAAGGAGAAACUGACGGAGAUACUUUGGAAUACGAGUAUGACUACGAUGAGAAUGGAGACAGAGUAGUGUUAGGCAAAGGAACCUAUGGGAUAGUUUAUGCUGGAAGAGAUCUUAGCAAUCAGGUCCGAAUAGCCAUCAAAGAAAUACCAGAGAGAGACAGCAGGUAUUCUCAGCCACUACAUGAAGAAAUAGUCCUCCACAAAUAUCUAAAGCACCGAAACAUUGUCCAGUAUCUUGGUUCUGUUUCUGAAGAUGGAUAUAUUAAAAUCUUCAUGGAACAGGUGCCGGGAGGAAGUCUUUCUGCACUCCUAAGAUCAAAAUGGGGACCAAUGAAAGAACCCACAAUUAAGUUUUACACCAAGCAGAUCUUAGAAGGCCUGAAGUAUCUCCAUGAGAACCAGAUUGUUCACCGAGACAUAAAAGGAGACAAUGUUUUAGUGAACACAUAUAGUGGAGUAGUAAAAAUUUCUGAUUUUGGGACUUCCAAGCGCCUUGCAGGAGUUAAUCCAUGUACAGAGACAUUUACAGGCACUUUGCAGUACAUGGCUCCAGAGAUUAUUGAUAAGGGACCUCGAGGAUAUGGUGCACCAGCUGAUAUCUGGUCAUUGGGUUGCACCAUCAUUGAAAUGGCAACAGGGAAACCUCCCUUUCAUGAACUCGGUGAACCACAAGCAGCUAUGUUCAAAGUUGGAAUGUUCAAAAUUCACCCUGAAAUUCCUGAAUCAUUAUCUGCUGAAGCAAGAGCCUUUAUUUUGCUGUGCUUUGAACCUGAUCCAAACAAGCGUGUCACAGCAUCUGAAUUGCUUAAAGACCCAUUCUUGAAACAGAUGAACAAAGGCAAGAAAAACAGAAUUGCAUUCAAGCCAUUUGAUUAUAACCGUAGCACAUCAGUUCCUCUGCCAGUCCAAGGGGAACAGGCUGGCAGCAGCAGCAGUGAACAUGGCUCUGUCUCACCAGACUCUGAUAUGCCACAUGACAUGUUCUUUGAAAAGGCAAAGCGCUCAGUAUCAGAGGUCCAAGCAAAAAGUCCUAUUUCCCAUUUACUGAGUAUUCCUGAUGACAGCUCAGUUUCAGAUGAGCGAAGUGCUUCCCCUUCACUUGAGGAAAGGGAUUCUGGUCUUUUCUUGCUACGAAAGGACAGUGAACGCCGUGCAAUUCUCUAUAAAAUCCUCAAGGAGGAGCAAAACCAAGUAGCUUCCAAUUUACAAGAAUGUGUUGCACAGAGUUCUGAAGAACUGCAUCUUUCAGUUGCUCACAUCAAGCAGAUAAUUGGGAUUUUAAGAGAUUUCAUACGCUCUCCUGAACACAGAGUUAUGGCAUCAACUAUAUCCAAGUUGAAAAUGGACCUGGACUUUGACAGUACUUCCAUCAAUCAGAUUCAUCUAGUAUUGUUUGGAUUUCAAGAUGCAGUGAACAAAGUACUAAGGAAUCAUUUAAUCAGGCCUCAUUGGAUGUUUGCUAUGGAUAAUAUAAUAAGACGUGCUGUUCAAGCUGCUGUCACUAUUCUUAUUCCAGAACUUCGAGCUCACUUUGAACCAGCAUCAGAGACUGAAGGAGUAGACAAAGAUGCAGAUGAAGUAGAGGAGGAUUACCAUCAUGCAGGGCGAAAAAGGCACGAGGAACCAGUUACCUCUUCUGGAGUGUGCAUGGUCACAUCUUCUGUGACCCCUGAUAUCCAGCAGCAGCUCAGCUUGCAGUUGGGCAAGCUCAAGCAAGAAACAAACAGGUUACUGGAGAACCUGGUACAGAAGGAGAAAGAAUACCAAACACUCCUACGGCAAACGCUGGAGCAAAGAAUUCAAGACUUGCAUCUCCUUCAGCUGCAGUUGAAAACUGCUGAAAUUCAACCACCUCCAUCUGCUCUUGAGCACAGUGUAGACCAAGAACUUGUCAAGUGGUUAAAACAACAAAAAGCUGAUUCAGAUGCAAUUGAUAAGUUUGUUCAAGAGGAUUAUACACUCAGUGAUAUUCUAAACAACAUCACUAAAGAUGACUUGCGAUUCCUUAGACUCCGUGGGGGUCUUCUCUGCCGAAUUUGGAAUGAAAUACUAAAACACAGAAAACUGAAUAAUAAAAUCUUGGAAAUGGAAGCAUAACACAUAUGCCAAGCGCUAAGUUGAAAGGGGGGAACACAUAUUCCAACUAAGUUAUUAGUUUUUGUACUGCUGCAUUAUACAUAGACUGGUCCUGCAAGUUUUGCACAGAGACACAUUAAACAGGCUUUAUCUUUGGAAGUGUUAUAUUAUUAAAUAAUAGAAAGAUGACAAUUCUUAUAUGUAGCAUGUUUUGUUAUUGUUGUUUGUAAGUCUUUUUCUACUAGAAUACACAUUGAAUCAUGUAUAUUUUUCAGAUCUGUAAAUAGUAUAGUAGCUGGGAAAUUGCUUGCUUUAGAUACAGAGGCAGAUCUAACAUUUAGUUUAUGCACUUUAAUAAGUCAUAUUAAAAUACAUACGGUACUGUUCUAGGGAUGCCAGCUGCUUUUAAAAAAUGUUUGUUACUUUCUGCUUAACAAAUAUUACUGUGUCUAAUUUUAUAAGACAUUAGCAUCUUUGUACAAUUGGGUUUUUAUCUAAACAAAGAGAAUGACAUAUUCAAUCUAAGUGCAUACUGAAAAUAAACAU